Zophobas morio is the source of this 2084-nucleotide messenger RNA. RefSeq names its product transmembrane protein 65-like. The record is from RefSeq and is a predicted model, not a curated record. Gene Ontology annotation, cellular component: mitochondrion. The transcript is spliced from 5 exons. NCBI's taxonomy places the organism in Eukaryota, Metazoa, Arthropoda, Insecta, Coleoptera, Tenebrionidae. The coding region runs from base 482 to 1345 and encodes 287 amino acids.
CUAAUGAUUAUGAAUCACGUGAAUUUAUCUAAGACUGUCGUAUUUUCAAACAGUCCAAAAGUCCAAAAAGUCAUUCGUUCAUGAUUGUUUCAAAGCUGCUCUUAAUUUUAAUUUUUUGUAACUAGUAAAUAUCUGCGCGGGUGGUUACGUCACAAUUACGUCAUCUCAAGUGUCAUGUCAGUUGGUCAGAUCUUGACUGGUUAUCUGUGUCAGUGAGUCAUUCGAUUCUUUUCGAAAAAGAACAUGUAACAAUAAUGAAAAUAAUUCACAAAAUUGCUUAAAAUCCAUCAGUGAUAGUUUCUGAACAAGAUUCACGUUCGAUGAAAACAUCAACACUGUGAAGAGGUUAUGAAGUAUGGAUUGGUGAUGACUCCACACAAGAAACAAGUGAUUUUAGUUGAAAAAUCGAGAUUGACGCUACCUUUUGAAUAACUCCUCUUAGAUAAGAUUACAGAGUAAUGUAAUUUCGUAAAUUCCCGACAUGGCUACUAAAAUAAUGAAGUAUCUCUUUACGUCCAAAUUAGUAAAUAGUCGCCUGCAGUCUAUUUUCGCCGUACCCAAAACCAAACUAACCAAUUUUAGUCGUUGUGAAAUUAACAAUAAGUUACACACGAACAGGUGUAAUUUUAGCACAAACGAUGUGCUGUGUGGAAGUGGAGGCCAUGCAGAAACUACGAGCACUACUCAAGGCCUGUCGAAACUGCAAGCUCAAGAGUUGGUUUUACGACUGAACGGAGAAGAGAGAAAUAUCUUGAUCUCUGCACUCCAGGAGUACGAAUCAAAACUAGUCAAAGACGAAUAUGAAGGUCAGCUAGCAGCUUCACGAUGGAGAAGUAAGUUUGGGCGUCCAAGCAAAUUACCCAGAUUAGGAGAUGUAGAUCCUACUGGAUCAUAUUGUCCAGUUCCUGAAGAUUGGUUAAUGAAGAAGUAUGCCGAAUCGGUACCACGUCCAACAAAUAGGGAAUUAGGUGAUAUUGCUAUUGCAAACUCGAUUCCAUUUAUUGGUUUUGGCUUCCUGGACAACUUCUUCAUGUUAUUUUUCGGAGAUUACAUCGACCUGUACCUCGGGUCUUACUUCUGCAUGACCACCAUGGCGGCGGCGGCCUUAGGCAACACCUUCUCGGACGUUUUAGGCAUAGGCACGGCCUUUUACGUGGAACGACUAGCGAAUAAAAUCGGUUUUAGACCACCGAAAUUGUCACCGAUCCAGAUGGACAUGACGUGUUCCAGAAACGCCGCUAACUUCGGUCGCGUUUUUGGAGUCACGAUAGGGUGUAUUUUAGGCAUGUGUCCGCUGCUAUUCAGAAGACCGAAGGAUGAAGAAGAUUGUAAAGUAGACACGUAAUGCCAGAAAUAAAGUGGCGCUUUUUUAGUUAUGAAUUUUGGAUUUUAUUUAUACGUGUUUUGAAAUAAUUUGGGCAGUUGGACAAUCGUUAGCAAUAAAUACACUCAAAGGUUGUGCAAAGGCGGGUCGUUUUGACCCGCAAGCUUCCAAAUGUUGUCUGUAUUUUAUUUUGCGAUGGAAUUAAGCCAACACAAUAAAUUUAAUAUUGGAAAUGUGGAAAGCCAACUGGGCGCUAUUAAUAGAAGUGUCGUCUGUGUUGUAAUAGCUGGAUCAAUGAACUAUUUCUUGUUUUUCUUGUCUCUUUUAGAAGUCACUCAGGAAAGUUAGGGUUCAACCUAAUUCCGACAUCUGUGUUAUAGUAUUAAGGAUGAUUUUGAAUCACUUGGAGUGUUGUUGGCAACCGUGCUGCAUAGACAUAACAUUUCAGACUUUAAAAUAAGCAGAAAUCGUAGAUUCCUGUUUGAAAGUUAGCAAUAUUCAGUCGUUGUGUUCCUGGUUAUUUUGUGAUUCAGGCGGGAUCCCGAACCUGCUGCACUUUAUUAUAUUGUAACGUAAUCGUACUCACUUUUUGAGUGUAGGGUUUCCAAACUUCAUAACUAAAAUUGAUAACCGAUCUGUAAAUAAGUGUUCAGACUUCUACAAUGACAUGCCUUAGGAGGUUUUUCUCUUAAUAUCUGUACAUAUUGGAGAAAGUUGUUUAUCUGUUUACUUCUUCUUUAAUAAACGAGCAUAAUGUGUA